AUGAACGAAGAGAAGGAAAACGAGAUUGAGGUAAAGAAAGUGAUAGAUAGAGUGAAGGAGAAAGAUAGAGGUAGAAGAGGGUGUACGGGGAGCACGGGGAGCACGGUAACGUUAGAAGAGUUAUGGAAAAGGAAGAGAGAGGAGUUAGAUAAGAGCGUGGAGGAGAAGGAGGAUAUUUUCAAGAGAAGCAAUAUAACGGCAAGAUCUCCAAAAACAGACGCAGAGAUAGGUGUGAGAGAAUUGAGGGAGAUAAUUGGAGAAAUGAGAGAGGACUUCAGGUCCAUGAGGGAGGAAUUUAAGAAAGGCUUCAAGGAGCAGAGUAGGAAGAUGAUAGAAGAAAUAAAGGAACUGAGAAAAAAGUUCAGGGAGCAGGAGAAGAGAUGGAGAGAGGAGAGGGAAGAGAUGAAAAAGCAGAAGGAGAAAGUAUAG
Temnothorax curvispinosus is the source of this 429-nucleotide messenger RNA. Its product is annotated as golgin subfamily A member 6-like protein 22. The record is from RefSeq and is a predicted model, not a curated record. NCBI's taxonomy places the organism in Eukaryota, Metazoa, Arthropoda, Insecta, Hymenoptera, Formicidae. The coding region runs from base 1 to 429 and encodes 142 amino acids. The transcript has a single exon.